AUGAUCCUCUAAUUAAGCAACCAUCCACACAAUCUUUUCCAGAGCCAGACAACAAACAAACAUACACUUUUAGUUUCAUCAAAGACGAAGCUGCACUAGAAAUGGAGUUGGAUCUUGAUCUCUCUCUUUCACCUCAUACUAAUUCUUCAAAAUUUGGGUUUGGCUUUGACCUCAACAAGCAUUGCGCUACUGUGGGCGUUAUGUCGUGUUUGAAUACGAAACAAACGCGUUCUGAGUCGAUGUUUUGGUUGGAUAAUAUGGAAGAAGAUUGUUAUGUGCCAAAACCAUGUUCGUUUUCUUUGAAUGGCCAGCCUGACGAGGAAGAAGAAGAUCAUCUGGAAUCAGACUCCUCUAUUGUUGACGAUGAGGAGGAAAAUAGCGAAGUCGUGGGGUGGCCACCAGUAAAGUCAUGUAUGACAAAGUAUCAUAAUUAUCGUCACCAUAGUCGUAAUCACCCAUAUCACCAUCAUGGUAGGAGGACCAACAUAGCUAAUCCAACGGCUACAACUGAAAGAGUUAGACCAUCAUCAUCGGUAUCAUGGUCAUCAUCAUCAUUGAGAUCCUCAAUGUAUGUUAAGGUGAAGAUGGAUGGUGUGGCAAUAGCCAGAAAGGUUGACAUCAAGCUUUUCAACUCUUACGAGUCUCUCACUGGCUUCUUGAUCACCAUGUUUAGUCAAUACCAAGAUUGUGACAGAGAAGAUACAAGUUACAAAUUCACCUUCCAGGGGAAAGAGGGCGACUGGCUAUUACCAGGGGAUGUUCCAUGGAAGAUCUUUGCUGAGUCUGUUCAUCGAAUAUCAAUAAUUAGAGAUUGCCCGUGUGCAUAUACACGGCUGUUGUUCUAAAAAAAUAACUUUUUUCAAAGCAGUUUUUAUUUUGUAAUUAAAGUGUCUACCUUACCAGAGUCCCACUCGAUUUAUCUUUCCUCUAGUAUCACUUAUUAAGAAUUAUGGCCAAACAUGCACGGAUGGGUAAUGACAUUUCUUUCAUAAGAAUUCAGUGACUACUUAAGGAUCAGGUUCGGACGGCUAAGUAAGCUUUUAGAUAUUCUUACAUCAAUCCUUUGUCGCUUUUUAAACUUAAUAGACUUGUCUACUUAAAAAAACAAAAGAAAAGAAAGAGAGAAAAACAUAAACUGUGAUGAUGGUUGCAGAAACCAUGGUAUCAAAACGAGAUUAAAAAAAAAACAAAUAGGAUGCGGAUACAUGUUGUUGAUAUGAAUGAGAAUCUAAGGUAGAGGAGCAAGUUGUUUAUAUGAAUGAGAUGAAAGCGCUUCCUCCUUUUCCAGAGAACCUCCACCUCCACCUCAACCCAACCCAGUGCCGAAACCGCAAGUAAGUGAUGAUCUAUGACGUCAUGCUGAUGUCAGCAAGAAGGAAUGAGAGGUCAAGCUAGUUUGGCAAAGAUGAGUCCGUGACAAGUGCCAAUGCUGAGCUGGACCAAUCAUGAAGCAAGGAUGAUGUGGAGAUGGAGUAACGACUUUACGCGGAAAAAGUUGAGUCGUUAGACGGUUAGGCUAUUAGGCCGAGCUUGUUGGGCAAUUGGGCUUAGGCCUAGUAUAAAUAGAAAGGAAUGAGAGAAUAAACGUAGGCCAUAAUUGUCUUGUAGUGGGAAAGUCUAUAGCUUAUUGCUUUAGUCUUUGGGCUCACUUAAUGGAAUACCGUAUUGAGAUUGGAA
Raphanus sativus (radish) is the source of this 1677-nucleotide messenger RNA. RefSeq names its product auxin-responsive protein IAA29-like. Gene Ontology annotation, cellular component: nucleus. The transcript is spliced from 4 exons. The record is from RefSeq and is a predicted model, not a curated record. NCBI's taxonomy places the organism in Eukaryota, Viridiplantae, Streptophyta, Magnoliopsida, Brassicales, Brassicaceae. The coding region runs from base 102 to 845 and encodes 247 amino acids. Gene Ontology annotation, molecular function: protein binding. Gene Ontology annotation, biological process: regulation of DNA-templated transcription.